AUGGAGCCUGACGCUUCCGUUUUGCCCGAAUUUGUCCUCAUUGCUCCUUCUCCACGCACCAAUCCCCGUACGAAGGUGACCCAACCUUCGCUUUGUGACUCCUGGCUCGCCGCGCUCAAGGACUUGCCGGAGCCCGUAUCGUCACGCUUUAAGGUUAAAGAGGCAAAGUUAGAUCCCGCGGCGCUUGCACAGGAGUUUGGGACCUUCGAAUGUUUGGUGUCGCCUGCGAAUGCGUUCGGAUCAUGGAUGGAGGGACGUACUCAAAAGCCGACAUCGAGGUUACCUCCCUCCUGCCUCGUGCACGCUCGAUGCAAGGUCCUCGCCGUCGUUUCAACUAUGCGCACUCCAGAGGACGUCAGCUGGCACAUCGAUCUCGUCUACGACAGCAUGUGGAACCUCCUCACCGCGCUCUGGCAGUGGAACGAAGGCGAGAGACCGAACGGAGCAGAGCCGAUCAAGAGGGUCCUCAUGACGGACCUUGCUACGGGCAACGGCGGGAUUGGAUUCGAUAAGUGCGUGAGACAGAUGUUCCUCGCGGCGCUCAAUUUUGCUCGUGGAUGGGGAGAUCAUCCAAGGUGGGGUGGGCUGAUGGAUCGAUGCAGGGAGAUGGAUCGCACGCGUGUUUUCGGGGCGAUUCUGGUGAAGUACUGUAAAGUUAGGCGUCUUGUUAUUUUGUUGGAGAUGUUGUUGGAAUUUGAAGGAGCAGUACGGUUACUCGAACGCACAAACGAAAGCCUCUGUCAUCUGAAGGGAUGCGCUCAAUUUAAAAUAUGGACGUUCAGCCAGCAAACCGGAUUUGGGCCAGAGAGAAUUAGCCGGGAGUGCAAAUGA
Laetiporus sulphureus 93-53 is the source of this 831-nucleotide messenger RNA. RefSeq lists its product as uncharacterized. The transcript has 5 exons. NCBI's taxonomy places the organism in Eukaryota, Fungi, Basidiomycota, Agaricomycetes, Polyporales, Laetiporaceae. The record is from RefSeq and is a predicted model, not a curated record. The coding region runs from base 1 to 831 and encodes 276 amino acids.